GUGACGUAAGUCAUGCAGUAUCGAGGCCUAGGUCUCCUUUCGAGCAGUUUUUCCAACAGCAGUGCGAGACGAUACGUGGCAAUAGGAGCGAUCGUAGACAGUUUAAGGACUCCUGUUCGAAUAUUCCGGUUUCAAAGGGCCGAUGUCUCGUAGAGCUCCAAUUUGCGCAUAAGUGAUCAACUGGUGUUCAUCUCCGGGGAUAAUUCAAACUAUGGAGAUUCGAGAGCUGCCACCGGCUCUUAAAAAACUCGCAGAACGAGAACUUAACGAGGACGAGAAACAACUCGAGAAGGACGUCCAUUACGUCACGGAAUGGCUGGGAAAACAGCCGCAUAUAUGCGCAAGAAUCGAUCAACAAUGGCUGGUAGGCUUUCUUAGGGGCUGCAAGCACAGUUUGGAGAGGACGAAGGAAAAACUGGAGACUUAUCACACAAUCAGGACCCAUCUUCCGGAGAUGUUCACGGGAAGAGAUCCCGCCGAUCCCAAGAUCCAAGAAAUCCUUGACCUAGGGUCGUACUUGCCCCUGCCAACGACGGAGACUCCAGAAAGCCCUAGGAUAGUUCUAGUGAGAGGAGCCAUUUUUGACCCUAGCAAAUACACCUUUCUAGAAAUGGCACGGGUCUAUUUCAUGAUAAUGGACCUCCUCGUGCUCGGAGACGACAGGCUAGGGGUUGCCGGACAGGAUACGUUAUUGGAUCUGACCGGAAGUACUCUCGAGCACACUUCCCUCUAUACCCCGGCCAUUGUUAAGAAGGUGCUCACCUGUUUUCAGGAUGCUUAUCCAAUCAGAUCAAAGACUAUGCACUACAUUAAUACUCCGGUAACCUUCGACAUGAUUUACAGCAUUUUCAAGAUGUUCAUGAAGGAGAAGCUGAAGAAAAGGGUAAUGAUUCACGCUGAUAUGGAGUCAUUGUUUAAAUAUUUACCGAGGAAGGUAUUGCCUUCUGAUUACGGCGGCGAGGGGCCAUCCAUCGCGACCUUAACUGCCGAGUGGAAGCAGAAAGUGAUCGACAAUCGCGAAUGGUUUUUGGAAGAUGAGAAAUAUCGAGUGGAUGAAUCCAAAAGGCAAGGGAAAUCAGUCUCCGGGUUCGAUUUGUUCGGAGUCGACGGUAGCUUUAAACAAUUGAACAUCGAUUGA
This is a messenger RNA of Orussus abietinus, 1138 nucleotides long. RefSeq names its product retinol-binding protein pinta. Bases 212 to 1138 code for a protein of 308 amino acids. NCBI's taxonomy places the organism in Eukaryota, Metazoa, Arthropoda, Insecta, Hymenoptera, Orussidae. The record is from RefSeq and is a predicted model, not a curated record. Gene Ontology annotation, cellular component: membrane. The transcript has 7 exons. Gene Ontology annotation, molecular function: phosphatidylinositol bisphosphate binding.